ACUCAAUGAUUGCGACAAUUAUUGACAAUUAAUUUCAUAACAAAUCAUUUGAAAUCAAGUCUUCAAUAAUGUCACUGAUUAUCAAGUUUGCAGAGCUUUUGACACCAGUUCUUAAGGAAUCCAAGUUCAAAGAGACUGGAGUUUUGACCCCCGAAGAGUUUGUGAUCGCUGGUGACCAACUGGUGCAUCAGUGCCCCACAUGGAAGUGGGCGACCGGUGAUGAGUCCAAGUGUAGGGAAUAUCUGCCGAAAGACAAGCAAUUUCUGGUCACAAGAAAUGUUCCGUGCUUUAAGAGAUGCAAAGACAUCGAGUAUUUGGAGGAACAGGAGAAGAUCAUAGAUAAGGAGGACGGGGACGGCGGUUGGGUAGACACCCAUCACUUCGCCAACACUACCGAACAGGUCCUCGAAAUGACACUUUCGGCCAAAGAUGGCAAUAAAUGCCCCGAAAAGUCAACGGUUGUGGCGAACGCUACCGAAGAUUGCGAUGAAGACGAAGACGACGGCGAAGCGGAAGAUAUGGAGAACUAUUUGGCGUCCGGACUCAUGGAUGACGCCGACGAGGUAUUGCUCACCAACUGUGCAAUCGAUGGCUUCAAAUCCAUAUUGAAUUCGUUUGCGACUGUCGAUGCAAAUGAACUCAAAGCCAGUGCUUCCGCCAAAAGCGAUGACCCGUUGGAGUCAGACAUCGUGCCGACGCGUACUUAUGACCUGAACAUCACUUACGAUAAGUACUAUCAGACGCCACGACUCUGGCUCUGCGGUUACGACGAGAACCAGAAACCGCUUUCCAUUGAACAGAUGUACGAAGACAUUAGUCAGGAUCACGCCAAGAAGACAGUCACUAUGGAAACACAUCCACAUAUUCCGGGCGGACCCAUGGCCUCUGUGCACCCCUGC
Molecule: messenger RNA, 899 nt
Organism: Oppiella nova
Lineage: Eukaryota; Metazoa; Arthropoda; Arachnida; Sarcoptiformes; Oppiidae
Source: the annotation of a GenBank genome assembly